GCGCUUCUUUAACGCUGUCGUGCUUUUUAAAACAAACGAGUGAAUCAACAAACCACUGUUUUCUUUUACCAGUCUUUUCAACAACGGCUUAGCCUACUGGUGUUUGCUGUACCAACCAGAGCAACAUUUUCUGAAUUUACCCCUGAAUGUCUCAAUAUACACCGCAUCAAGAAACGAACAUUGCAGUUAUCGAUCUACCGUCGGCCAUGGCAUCUGUUGAACAAACUUCCGUAAUCAUGAAUGAACCCAACCAUCAAGGUCCGCCUGCCGUGGUUGAACCUCAGGACAAUGAAGAGAAUCUAUCACUGAAUUACGCUAAACUUCCGAAUACCACCAAACUCGAGGAAGAACCCAAUCCUUUUGAACAAAGUUUUUCCAGCGUCUCGGCUGAUGAACGCACACCCAACCUUACCAAACCUAAACUACCACCUGCCGCUUCCAUCGACAGCCCUUCGACCAUUACCGACCCCGCUUCAUUAGCAGCACCUUGGGAUUCAUUACAUACUGGAGCUUUGUCACCGUCAAUGCUUCAAGGUCCCGCCGAUACAUCUCAAGGUACGUUGUUAAACCAGGAAAAAUACAGACGGAUAAAAAAAAAGGACAAUGGGGAAUUGGAAUAUGCAAUGGACUCAUGGCUCUCUCCCCCUGCUUCUUUUCUUUCUCCCAUUCAUUUUUUUUCUCUUUCUUGCUUGAUUCUUAUCCCAUUUCAUGUUUACGAUGGUUUUUUUUUUCCGUGGUUGGAUGAACGCGUGACCCAAUUUCACCCUUUUUGUUUUGCCGUUGCAUAUCCGAACUCCAUCUCUCAUGGGGCUUUUUUUUUGUCAUUUACAUAUAUAUAUAUAUAUAUAUAUAUAUAUAUGUGUGUGUGUGUGUGUGUGUGUGUGUGUGUGUGUGUGUGUGUGUGUUUUCUGUGGAUGACGGUGUAUUCGAUGAAUGACCAUUGAAUCUUUUUAUUUACUUUGAACUUGCAUUCACUCUAUAUAUGUGUUCCAUCCUC
Messenger RNA from Radiomyces spectabilis, 997 nucleotides. RefSeq lists its product as uncharacterized. The record is from RefSeq and is a predicted model, not a curated record. Lineage: Eukaryota; Fungi; Mucoromycota; Mucoromycetes; Mucorales; Radiomycetaceae. Bases 147 to 944 code for a protein of 265 amino acids. The transcript has 2 exons.